AUGCCUCGUGAAUUAUUAUUUUUCACUGUGAUACUAUUCAAUUUUAUUCUGUAUGUUGAAGACAAAGUGAUUGUAAAUCCAAAUUUUCAAUCUAACGUCAUAAAUAGUGCUUCAAGAACUCAAGAUCAACAUGUAAAUGAGAACUCCGAUUUCAAGGUAAUGAAAGCUGACCGCUUGAGCGGGAAAAUGAACCACAAUGCCUGCACUGGAGAUUGUAACGAAAAAAGUCAGAAAUUUUUAAGUGAAAGUAAGCACACGUGUCCUUACGAGAGUAAGGAAUUGUGCUUGAUAUUCUCAUUGUCGAAAAUCGCUAAAGUUCAAGUGGCUACGUUAAGUCAACCUUCGACAUAUCACAAUUUAAAGUCAAAUAUCUUUGACAGUACGUCGAAAGAUGCCAGAAAUUCGAAAGUUAACGAGGCAAGGAGGGAGGAUGAUGAACAGUUACGUUCCGAAUUUACAAAUCGAAAUGAAGACAAAUAUUUCGAGAAUUUUUCAGAAAGACAGACGAAGUUAUCAAACAUUCAUUGUCGAGCAGUUCGCGAUGUUUACAUACUAGAAGUGAAGCAAAGUCUACCAGCUUUUGCUUGUAUAUUUGGAAACAAUACAUUCAUCUUAUCGAGUGAAAGAUUUCUUCAAGAUCGACGAUCAUAUUUGAAUAUAAGAAUCGAUGAGAAUACAUUUAAAAGCAUAAAAGCUACUCCGAAAAUUUCCAGAAUCAACGGAAUUAACGUGAUACCUGCAUUGCUUGUUUUAAAUCUUGCUAAUAACAACUAUAGAAUAGAAAUGCAUGAAAACAUUUCUAACAAUGAAAAGGUCUAUCAAUCAGAAGGGAGUCGCUAAGGAAUUAUUGGAGAAAUUAUCACGUUUUGUUAAAGGUUCGAAUGUCCGGUGAUAACUUUCAAUUCAUUAUCUUUUGUUAAGUAAACAAUACAUGUAAAUACGAUAAUUGUAACUCUAUCGGUAGUUGUAUCUUUGUAACAGUUGGAAGGAAAUAAAAUUGUACAAUAUAAUUAACAAGUUUUCUCGCCAUUUUUCUUCCAAUUCUGAUAUGUUGUUACAAAGUAUUCGAUAUAAAUGUAAUUCGAUUUUAUUUCAUAAUCUAUCUUAGAAGUACACUCGAUUUAUGCAAAUUGUUAAUUUCAUGUGUUUUUUUUUUUUAUGCAGAAUAAAUAA
Molecule: messenger RNA, 1173 nt
Organism: Heterotrigona itama
Lineage: Eukaryota; Metazoa; Arthropoda; Insecta; Hymenoptera; Apidae
Source: the annotation of a GenBank genome assembly